Symbiodinium sp. CCMP2456 is the source of this 249-nucleotide messenger RNA. Lineage: Eukaryota; Dinophyceae; Suessiales; Symbiodiniaceae. The record is from the annotation of a GenBank genome assembly.
AUGCGUGCCGCCGUCGAGGCCCUCGAAAAGCAAGCCGCCGGCAGGCUCGAGGGAAAAACGAUGAUGUCGGCCAUCAAGAAGCAGGCCCGCGACUGCUUGAAGUUGAAAGUGUUAGAGCUUCGCGGACGCAAGACCCUGGUGGCCGUCGAGGUGCGCCAGCUCUGGAUCAUGGGACAGCAGCGCGGGCUUCUGAUGGAAGCUAAGGAUCUGAAGCUGCAGGACGUCUUGCCUCAAGAGUGUCCCCUCUAG